This is a messenger RNA of Topomyia yanbarensis, 13278 nucleotides long. RefSeq lists its product as uncharacterized. Bases 1203 to 3722 code for a protein of 839 amino acids. The record is from RefSeq and is a predicted model, not a curated record. Gene Ontology annotation, cellular component: cytoplasm; nucleus. The transcript has 7 exons. Gene Ontology annotation, molecular function: inositol hexakisphosphate kinase activity. NCBI's taxonomy places the organism in Eukaryota, Metazoa, Arthropoda, Insecta, Diptera, Culicidae. Gene Ontology annotation, biological process: phosphatidylinositol phosphate biosynthetic process; inositol phosphate biosynthetic process.
CGAACUGGUUCAGUCUUUUUGUAGAGGUACGAAUGGAAAGUCACUUUUCUAAAUAGGUCCAGUGUUGUUCGAUUGUUUGAAUUUUACAUCCCUUCCAAUCGAUUCAAAACCAAGUGCAUUCGUAAGACCGUGCAAUUGGCGUCCCGACGAAUCUUGUUAGAGUCCCGUAGGUGCUCGGGAAGGCGUUUAAAUUCCGCCUGGAAAGUUCGACUUUCCUUCUGCUCAGUGCAAUUCAGUCAUGUCAGCCAUUGUUUAAAGUGGGCUCAGUUUUUUCACUUUUGCCUUCCCACAUUGGCACGGGACCAGAGGAGGAGUGGUAGUGUUAGUACGCGUACGCAUUUCGUGCCACAUCAGGGCAUACGGUAGUGGUGUGAUUUUUAAGUGCGCAGCCAGUUUGCAGCACCAAGUAGCUAACGUUUUGCGAGCCCCUUGGUGGAUGCACCGGAGGAAAUGAGCCAGCAAAUUCGGUAUUGAUUACUACUCAAAGCGGAACAUAACGUAAAAGGUGAAUAAAAUAAAUAAAUAGAGUCCGUUUUCGAGGUUUUUGCGUGUUCCUGCGGAUCGGAAGAAAGUGUUGCCAAGCUUGCUAUGUGACGUUAAUGCAAUAAGGCCCGUGAAGUGUUAUUAUUUUGAACCAGUUUGAAGUGUGAAGGCUGAAAGGUCAUUUUCCUGCAGAAAAAGAUAAAGAAAAAAUUGCUGACCAUGUACCUACAUCCAGUGCUCAUUUGAGCUGUUAUGGUUGAUAUUUAUUUGCUACCUUUAAGUUUUUAGUUAUUUGGUGGUGUUUUUUGAAAAAGUUUCGAAUGCUCGAUAUAAUGUGAAAAUCUAUCAAGCUUGAAGGGUAGGAAAUUACUACAAAGAUACUUGAAAUACUUUGGGUGUAAAUGCAAACAAAUUCGGUUCCCAAUGCUACAUAAGCAGCGUAGAAGAUCUUCUGAAUUUAUUAGAAUCAUCAGUCGUGAGUAACUCGUUGUGUACACCGUACGUCACCGCCAGCCUCCUCCGUUGCCGCCAAACGCCGGGACCGACGGGACAUUUCGUAUUCAAGUGCUUAGAAAAAUUCGUUAAAGUGGCUCCGCAGGCCGAACAACCCCUAGUCAGUACAACAACGUUUCAUUUUCCACCGGGGGUAAUCGUAGCUCAUCCGCCUGACAUUGAGUGCACUUCCAGCCGGUGCAGCGUUCUAGUUUCGCCACAAGGGUAUGGUAUAUUUUCUGGGACAUUGGGGCAUGGGAGAUACUGAACGCACUACAACUCAGCAUGUCUCCAAUAGUGUGCUACAGAAACAGAACAAUUUCCUGUACAACGUUGGUAGCCCACAGCUUCAAAAUGCAGAAUAUACAUCAGUUGCAGUCGAUCAUCUGCACCAGCAGCAGUCGCUGCAGCAUCUUCAAUUGCAUCAACAGCAGCAACACGGACACGAAUCGUCAGCGCUCAUCAGCAAUUUCGGCUUAACGAAAAGCGCCAACGAACUUUCGCCGUAUUUGAAAGAAACGCAGCAACCCAACAAUCGCCAUUACACGACCGGGAGUGUAGCUAGUAAUAAUUGUCACGUGCACAACCGCCAUAAUAGCAAUCUUUGUAACAGUGGUGCUGUCAGUAACUGCUGCUCGCAGGAACUGCAUCUGAACUUCCAUCCGAAUCACCCAAAUCACAAUCAUCAUCACCAUUGCCACCACCAUCAGCUUCACCAACAGCAGCAGCCGCAACACGACACCGAAAGUGACGAGGAUGAAAUCGCUCUGUACCCUCUCAAUAAUCAGGUCGGCGGCCAUACUCGCCUGUUGCUGUUGAACCAGAGCACCGUCAUUAAACCAUUGAAUCAACGUGAACUAGAGUUCUACCAAAACAUUCCUAGCGAUAUCCAACAGUUCGUUCCAAAGUAUAGAGGUGUCAUGCAGGCCGCAACCAUGGGUGGCACCAAGUUGGAGAAACGCUACUCACCCAGCUUCCGGGAUGAUCCGGGACGCAAACCAGCCGCUUCGAAGCGCAAGCGUGAGGAAGUACUUCGGAUGAAAAUACAUAAGAAUGGGAUACCUUCAGAGGUGUUAAAAAGUAUUUCACAAAUUGACAACUCCAACAAACAAUAUUUCCUGAUGCUGGAAAACAUCACCUCCUCGUACCGGCAGCCUUGUAUACUGGAUCUAAAAAUGGGCACUCGUCAGCACGGCGAUGAUGCAUCGGCGGAAAAACGCAGCAAACAGAUGGCCAAGUGUGCCGCCAGUACGUCUGCCUCGCUCGGAGUACGCCUCUGCGGAAUGCAGGUCUACCAGGCGGACAUCGACCACUACAUGAAGAAGGACAAAUACUGGGGUCGUGAACUCAAUGAGGAUGGUUUCAAGGGUGCAUUGCACAAUUUCUUCCACAACGGUCACCGUUUACGUGUUAAGAUUAUCGCCAAGGUGCUAGACAAACUCGAGCAACUUCGGAGAGUGAUCGAGAAGCAGUCCAGUUACCGCUUUUACUCCUGUUCCCUGUUGAUCGUUUACGAAGGCUACGAAGAACCGCCAGUGACGCCCGCCUAUACCGCUCCUCACUCAUCGGGUAUCGAAUAUCAUUUGCACGAGACGGAAUCCAACUCGUACUGCUACGAUGCGGACGCAUCCAACAGUUCGAUCGAGCAAUGCAAUCUCUCCUCAUCCCAUGAAGACAUGAUCGCCACUUCGGCCCAUCAACGGCUGAACGCAUCAAUGGCAACAGUAGCAACGGCAGCGGCAGCUGCUAAGGCGGCCUCCUCAUCCUCCUGUCCCGCCACAUCACCGUCCGUCACAGUGAGAACUUGCGAGGAAGCUCCGACGAUCAGCGGUGGCAGCAGCAGCGCCACCCAGAUGAAAGUCCCUUUCGUUCCUAUUUCAGAGGAAACAAUUUAUCCGGGUGUAGCCAGCGACGCAUCGAUGGCCGUUCCGCUGGAAACCUCACAGAAUAUCAUCAGUUCUAGUCCGCAUUCGAUGGACUCGUGGAUGAACUAUAGUAGCAAUAGUAGCAGCGAUGAUUACGCAUCGGCCUUUGUGGUGCCGACGCAUGUACAAAAGGCCAAAUCUAACCCCAGUUCUCACUUUGAUGUCGACUUUAGUGGACGUGUUUUGCCAUCGGAUCGAAAGACGGGCAAUGUAGAUGCGAUGGAAGCGGAUCGUGAACAAAGUUUGCAGUCACAGACAGAAAGUUCGGUGACAAUUACGACAACGGUGAAGUCGUCAAUGGCGGCGACGGCAUCGACAAUGCCGUCGAAUAAGCAUUGUUACGGCAGUAUUAGUAUUAAUAGUACCAAUAGCAACAGCAGCUUCGGCAAGCCUCACGAGCAGUCUGAUGCUGGCUAUCACGAAGACGAAGAGGUUGAUGAUCUCGAUGAUGAAGAGGAAGAAGGUGCUGUGGACGAUGAGGACGAGGAUGAGCAUCUCCUACAGGAGACGACCGUCAGUUCAAAGCGGCUGCGUGGCAAAGACAAAAGUGGCAGUCGGUCAGGUAAUGUUCAACAAAGCCUACGAAGAAAGCUUAGUUGCAAAUCAAAAUCUUCUUCGGUGGGUGGAGGUAGUGCGGGCAGUUGUGCCCUCGGAAUGGCCGAUGUGCGAAUGAUCGACUUCGCUCAUACGACAUUCGAAAUCAAGAAAGGGAAUUUGAUGUGCAGCACAAGUACCAAGGUGCAUCACGGGCCGGACAGCGGGUUCCUGCGGGGACUGGACAGUUUAAAGCGAAUUUUGAAUGAAAUCUGCGAAGAACACUGAGAGUAUGCUGUAGGCGCUUCUCCCCUCUAGUUAGAAACCGGUAGAACACGCACUUUGGUGCGUGUUUCCAGUCUCUCGCUCCCGUUCUCUUAUAUUCCGGUAGAGAAGAUGCCGGAGACAUACUAGCAACUGAAGCAGCAUGCAUGCGUUGUAACUUUAUGUAAAAGUGUUUGCCGUAAGGAGGAAACACGUUUUUGUGAAAUAUUGUGAUACUAAAGCAUUUUUCAUCCAAGUACAUAUAUAAAGUAUAUAUUUAAUAUCAGAAGAAAACAAAUUCACUGGAGCGAAGCAUUACUUUAAGAAGAAAAUUCCUUAUCAGAGGAGGUAGCGGCAAUCUUAUCGGUUUUAUCUUUUUUAAUAUAAUCUGUAGAGAAGAAAGGAGCAUCAAAGGCUUUGGUGUGAUUUGUUUGAAUGGGGUGCAAUGUUUGUUUCGAUUCAUUUUGCUUUUGUUGGUUUACGUUAUUAAUUCACUUUGAUUACUACACGCCGCUGUCAUGUAAGUAUAAGUGUUUUACUAAGCGUUGGUGGUUUUUAAAAGUUAUGUAUUUAGGCGAGCCUCAUCAUUGUUGUAGUCUCGAAAUGUAGUUUCGCCAACCAUUCAAAAUGAUUAAAACUCACAGUAGAUGGAUAAAUAGUAGGCGACCACGCACCUCCAUCAGAAUGGAGUAGGUGUAAACGCUUGAUCACCGAGGCAAAUAUGCUGCAAGUGUUGUUUCAUAUCAGCUAGAACGACUUUGUUAAUCCUUUCUUGACCAACUUUUUUUUCUACCGUAACCGUAAAUUAUUUUCCUUAGAUCUGUUGAGAUCAUGAAACACGAAAAAGUUGCUGUGCUUCUUGCGCAGUGCUGCAACGUUGCUCAAUAUUUACAUUCCAAUACUCAAUACAAUUCAUCAACUGUAUGGAAAGGUCGAAGACAGUUUAAAUUGAUAGACUAUCUGUUUUCAAUAAUAUUGCAAGAUAACGAAGUUAUAUAUCAAAAUUUCAUUUUUCACCCAUAACUGCAACUGCUCUUCGCAGAACUGCUUCAAUGGAAUCUAAUCAAUUCAAUUGCAAUAACCUUAGUUCUACCGGUAAAACUAACGAUUUUUAGUGCUUUUAUGAAAGGUGAUAGCUCCAGUUAUCGAGGUAACUCGUUCUUUAAACACAUAUUGUGGAAAUCAAAAAGUUAUAGUUGUUUAAAUGUAUGGUGCUUGACAGAUACCAUAAGUGGGAAAGGGUUACUGCACCUGAAUACCAUAGCCCUAGUAACAAUUGAACUUUUAUAAUACGCUACAAGAGCAAUUUAUGUUUUUAUGAACCAUAAACUAACAUAAAUCUGCAAUUGUCACUAGAGUAAUUUCGGAACCACUCAAAAAUAUUAUGGAAUAGACAGGUAGAGUUUAUAUAGAUAUGUGGAAGCCAGGAACGCACGCUUGUUGUUAAGCAACGACACGCUUGUUUACAUUGAGAAAAAAUGGAAUUUGAAGUGAAAAUUCAAACGCACAAGUGGGAGUUUUCGGACAUUUUCGUUCGGUCAUCUGCACAUUGGCAGAAAAUUUGAAGUUUUGUUAGUAAACGAUCAAAGUUUCGCGGGUGUUUUGUGCAGUGGUGUGUGAUUAAAGUGUAUUUGAAAAAGUGCACUGAAAAUGAGAAGAAAAAUAAGUGUUUCGAAAAGAAACCUCAAGUGAAGAGGGGUGAUAUUUUCGCACAAAAUAAGAGCUACAGAUGGAAUUCCGUCAAAAAUUCGGCUUUAUUAUAUAGGAAAAUGUUCUAGCUUCAUCAAGUGCCAGUUUCGUGGUACACCGGCAAGGUUAGUGUAUUGAAAAAAGUAUUUUUAUAUUUGCUCAUGCCAGAUACAUGGUUAGGCAGGGGAGAGGGAUGUGUGCGGCGUAGGAGCUAUGUUGUGACUCACUUGUAUAAUGUCCUUAAAAAGUAGGAAAAAGGAACUGUUGAAUUUCUUCAACUUGAAGUUGAAGUAUUGCGGUUUCUAAUAGAUAUGAUUUAGAUUUUAAAAUUUGAAAUAACAAUAAGGUAAUAAUAAAUCAUAUCCUAACAGUUACUUGAAAUUGUAGUAAUGUUAAUCUGAACAGUUAGAAAACUAUCAAAAACAUCAGAUUUGAGUACUUGUGAAAACACGUAUCAGUCUUGAAAGGUUUUCAUAUGCUGUUAAAUUCAGAAAAUGAGGAAUGUAUUGGUUACUUUAAGAACGCAUUAUCAUUUUGAAUAUCUCAUUGAUUAUUAAUGACCAAUGACCAUAUUUCAUUGAUCUUUGAUGACGAUUGUAGAAACGGAUAUAUCUAAGUUUUUGAUUUAAAAUCUGAUUCCCGAAAAGCAUCCUCCAUUAAGGUACUGCCUUGCACACCAUUGUCAUACGAUUGAUGAGCUUUUGAUGAGUUUCGUUUCUUCAUUACUCAAGCACUCUUGCAAGCACCACCACAAAUAGUUAUGGUCGCUAUUUGAUUCGACUUAGAUCGUUCAUUCGGCUGACCAGGUUAUAUUAACCCUUUCAUGCCCAACUUUUUUCUCGUGCAUGUAGGGUUACAAAACUAUUUUUUCUUGAAAACGGUGGGGUCAAAAAAGCGAAAAACCUUUAUUCAUAAAGAUAGGUGCUACUCUCGCAGUGCUAGAAGCUGCUCAGUUUUUACCUUCCAAUGCUCAAUACGAUUCUCCUGGAAUAUUUACAAUAGUUUUAUUGCGCGGAAAAUGUAGCCAAAGACAGUCUAAAUUGAUAAGUUUUAUCAAUUUUCAAUAAUAUUGCAACAUAACGAAGAUAUAUGAAAAAUUGAUUUUCCGUCGUCAACGUAAACUGUUCCUGGCAGCACUGCUCCAUCGGAAUCCAAUCAAACUAAUUGCAACAACUUCAGUUCUAGAACUGGUCCUUGCAACUAUCAAUACUCAAAUGAAAGGCAAUAAUCACAUUUAUUAGCCUUGUUUUUGUGAGCAAAUUUUGCCUAAAUCAAAAGUUAUUGCUGUUUAAAAACGUUGUUGUCCACAAACAACAUGGGCAUGAAUGGGUUAACUAACUUUAGAUAGUCCCGGGAAUGUUUUGAAGCAUGCUUUGGGUCGUUAUCCUGAUUCUUCGAACGGAGAAAAUUGUUUUUUGUUCUAGCUCUCAAUAACAGUAUCAAAGUGCACAGAAAUAAAUAAAUAAAGAUAAUUCAACUUCUCGGGCCUAGGAGCGGAUCAAUUUCUCGAAUAUCGUUAUUAGUGUUGGUUAUCAGGAUGGUGUUACUCGUAAUGAGUGUUUGGGCAACUCGAUUGUACGGUGAUGAAAUGCCUAUCGCGCGUUUUCCGCAGAUUUUAUGCAAUAAAUUGAUUUAGAUAGAAUAAUUUUUGUAUUGUUUCCUCGGAUUUUGGGGAUAAUCGCGAAAAAAAUGGUCCUGUCGUAAUGUGUAUAAUGUCAUGAUUGUAGAAACUUCUGUAUAGCGAGCCAUAUUCGCGAUGUCAGUCUGGAUAUCCUCUAUGUUCAUUUUCGAAGUUAUCAAUAUUCAUUUUUGCAAUUAUUGCUACAGCCUCAUUGGUGAUAACGUCAUUUGAACGCGGUCGAUGACGCUAUUUAUUGCAUUGGUAAGUAGCGUGUCUUGUUGAUGUUUCUGUUGUGUGUAUAACAAAAACAUCUUUAACAGCCCGACAAGGGUACGGGUACCAGUUAAGUAAAAAGCUAAUAACAAUUGCCUUUUUCAACUGCUUUGGACGCUUUUGGAUGUUUUGGAUAGAGAAACUACUCAUAAGAAUCUGUAAAAAUGAACCGGAUUAAUGCACCAGGUUCCCGGAAAUCCGGAUUUCUAGAGCAAUGUUCCGGUACUAGGAUGAUUUGUAGAUUGUAAUAAAACCUAGCAAUAUGGGUAUCAAAACCUAUGACAUUUUUUCAGAAGUCUGUUAUUUAUCGGUACGGGACAUAUGGCAAUGUUACCUUGCAACGGCCACUCUCGGCACCAUGUGAGACUGCUGGUUUCAAAACAAUGAGAUACAGUCUUCUGAGGCAAUCCCACGAAUAUUGAUAUCCAUAAUGCCAAUAUUCCACUUAAAUUCCCUAAUAGUAUCCUUAUCCUGGAACAUUUCUCCUGAAAUUUGAAUUCCCGUUACCAGAGGAACUGCUCCGGUUUAUUUUCAAAGCAGCUUCUAAUAGUAGAUGACUUCCUGAAUCCAAAACAUCCACGGCUCGAUUAUUCUCAGCAUGAUAAAAUCUAUUUUUAUGUCUGGAGAGAUUUCAAUAUCUUUUAUACGUAGCAGACUUUCGCUUUAAAAAGAAGUCUGAAUUGGUUUGGGUAGAAUCGUUUCUUGAAAACGACAUUCAUGUCUAUUGGGAGAUUGUUCAAUAUUUGUUUUUCCAUGCUAUUAUAAUAAGUCAGUUGUUUGUAGUAUCAAAGAGAGCAUUAAGUACACCAUUUAGAAUUUGUUAAACUUAAACAACCCUAGUAACAAUUAAGGUUUUAUGAUAGCUUUAUAGGCACCCAUAAAACCAAGAUUGCACUUGCAGCGUGCAAAAAAAUUACAUUUGCUACUUGGGAAUAGAAUUACGAAAACGUUCCGGUUCCAUUUGAUUCGUCGUUGCAAUGGAAAGUAAUUCAUGUUUUGGCAGACUCGGUGACGAAGAAUUCACUUCAACUUCGAGUAUAUCCAUGGAGGGCCGCCUUCGGUAAAGUAAUACAGCUUAACAGUCCAACCAAUGUUCUAGAACAUUUAUAUAAUGGAAAGAAUCUAGAACAAAACGUAUAAUGAAAAACUGUUUUCAAUGGGCGUUUCACAAAAAUGCCCUAUAUCUCAAAAAGCUUAAAAGCUAGAGAGUUCAGGUCUUCAGAUAAAAUGUUUGUAAUGAGUUUCUCCACAACUUUGCUGGAGUAUUUGUCUAUCUGAGUUAUUGAAAAAAAAAUAUUUCGUAACUCACUCCUAGAGGGAUUAAUCAUCAAUCCGAUAAGACGGAAAGAAGGGGAGUUCUAUUCCAAAAAACUCUCAAAGACAUGACAUUGCUAAAGUCAACAGUUUUGACGCAAUGUAAAAAAACCCUUUUUGCUCUUUGGGACCACUGUGCAAUGGUAAGUUUGGGAUAUUGAGAUAACACCCGCGAAGAUCUUUCUUCAGCGCAAUCGAAAGAUGACAUGUCUCCAAACCUCGGUUGCACUCGAUAAGUAUUGGGAUUCGAAGGCUCUAAACAAUGAGCCGAAGCUUUGUUCCAGAGAGCUCAUCUGCGAUUGUACUUUUUUAUUUGAUCAAUUUUAUUAUCCAUUUUAAAGGAUUGGAAGCACGCUUCACGCAACUAUGAGUCCUCACACCUGAUGCUGUGGGAAGUAACUAUUUUUGAUUUAUCGAAAAUCCGAAAGGAGUGGGGAUGAUCGGUAUGAAUCAACGGUUUGAUUAAAUAGAGUUGGAGUUUACAUUCUAGCAAAGCCCACACAUUUAAAUCCAAUUUCGUACCACCACUUAUCCAAAAUUGAAUUAUUACACAAUAGAACCGCAAGAGGGUACCACAGCUAGACGUUUAAAUAAUAAAAAAAACGAUGUACUGAUGAUCAGAUAACGACGGUUCGCACUCGUUGGGUACGAGCCAGUUUGCCAACUUAUGCUAAUACUAUCAGAUCAGAGAGUUACAUCUAACACCUCUUCUCUGCCAGAUCGUGCAAAUGUUGGAUGAUUUUCUACAUUAAGAGAAUAUGCAGAUUUGUGGUCCUUAAAACUACUCCAUCAAUUUGGUGUCUCCCAAAUUGAUAUCUGAGUUGCCCCAAAUUAUAUGGUGUGCAUUUGCAUCACUGCCGAUUAUGAGUGGAAGCCCAUUACUACUAUAGUAUGAUACAACCCGUUUAAAAUCAUCAGAAUGUGAUGAUUCAUAUGACGAGCUAUAAACGAAUGUUUUGUUUAUGUUAUCAAAAGUCAUUUUGACUGUGACAGCACAAAUAUCACGAGUUGUGAGGUCGAAUACAAGGCAUACGUCAAUAGAGCUAUUCACAGGUUUACAUGCAGGAAGAAUUUCACGUGGAUUUGUCAUGCCAUUUUGUUGAAAGCUGCGAAGACGGGGUUAAGUAGCUUACCAACACAAGUUUCCUUUAUGGAAAGACGGUUCUUGACCCAAAGCUAAUGAAGCUUUGCUUAUAAUCGUCUAUACUGCCGCGAUACGCAUAACAGUCCCAUUUGCUAUGGAUUUCCUAUGCAGGUGGGACUGUUAUGCAUAUCACAGCAGUAUAGUGAACCCCGAGGUAUUAGGGACAUGACCACCAUUUUAAUACUACGAUUUAUGAAGAAGCAAAGUCCACUGUGUCAGAGAUUCGCUUAACACAGUAUGGGUAAGACCCACUCCAUGUUCGACUGGUAUAUUUUGGUUCUGCCAGCCAUUCAGUCCACGACACGGAGAAACACCUUGACUUGAGGUGAUCCAAGACUGACUUGGAUAUUUCAUCGAACCUACACCAAAAACUCGGCAGUAAUACCUUUACGCUAAUAAGAAAAAAAUGCUCUAAUAGCAAGACGGUUAAUACUAAAACGGUCCGUACAAAAAAUCCCUAAACGGCAAUACCAACACAUUCAUAUCCUGUCUGCGUCUUAUUCAUGUUUCAUCAAUUCUUAUCCAAUAAAUAUUGUAUUGUCUAGAAGAAGAACAUUCCGCUUGUCAUUGUAUUGCGCAUCAAUCAAAGCGAACACAAUGUGGAUAAAGACGAGUUUCGAUUUUCUCCACACGACACAUUUCGUAUUUGAAGAUCUGCUCACACUCGGCUAGCUUCAAAGUACAGUCAGAUAAAAACCAACUCGGAAUAGUGUUGGGGUAUUUCAGUCGGUGUUAGAUUGAAAUUUUAUUACUAUCCAAAACAUCAGCAGUACGGUAACGACUGCACAAAACAUGAGCAAUCCUUCCCGCCAUGUACGGGAAGCGGAUCCGGGUAUCCGAACCGAGGAUCCGGAUGCAGAUACUUGUCUGGAUCUAAGCACCGAGUCUGUGCCUGGUUCAGGUCCGGAUUUGUCCGGGAGAGGGGAUGGGCUAGAUCUGGGAACUGGUCCAGGUCCGAGAGGUCCAGAUUUGGGAACUGGGUCGGAUCCAGAAACUGGUUCGGAACCGGAAACUAGUUCAGAUCCCAUAACUGGCCCUCAUAUAGACUGAACUAAUACGGAUCUAUGGACUGGUCCGGAUCCGUGGUCUGCUCUGGACUCGGUGUCUGUGUCUAGAUUGGAAUCGGUACAAAGCAUCGUAUUGAAUUUAAUUUUUAUUUUACUAUCCAACCUACACAGUAAAAAAAUCGGUGAUUCCGGCUGGUUUCUGCCAAUAUUGGGGCAGAUUCCAAAUUGAUAUCCGACAGAAAUCUUCCGGUUGGUUUAACUCGAUACUAAUACUAUCAUAUUUACUUGUGUUAUGCACACACAUGAACGACUACCGAAAUUCGUCAUUCCACCAUUGAUUACCUUUGCGGUAAUAUAGGUUUAGUACCGCAAUGCGCAAUUGCGUGGUCUAUCAUAUCCGUCGAAUUUUGGGUGUAGCUUGCAUACCUUAAAUAACUAGACUCACUGUUCUUCACUCACCCACAACAUGUUUACAGCAAAGUCUUUAAAAUUAAAAAAUUAAGCCUUUAACAUGGAACCUUUUUUUAAUCACGCCCAAAGAUUCUGUAUUAUUUUAACCAUUUAUAUGAUAAUCCCCCCUUAAAUUCAAGAAUUCUUUACGCUUUCGAUUAUUUCAAAAGUAUCCAAUUGUUCACCUACAUCCAUACACUCACUUGAAGACAUCACACAAUUCUAAAAAUCGAAUAGAUACUUUGGGUGCCAUGAAAGUUAAGGAAUGUCAUGGUAUUACAUCCCGUCACGUUUUCCUUUUAUUGAGAAUGAAAAGUUUGAUGUUUAUUUGAUGAAUUAGAUCUCAUUAGUCCUCAGUAUCAAAUUUUUAGACACUCCUCGAAGGCACGAAUUUUUACCGUAAAUGAUACUUUAUUUUCUGAGAUUGAACUCUUUCUGCCUAUUUUCAAAUAAAGUUUAUUUUGAUCAGUUUAUAUUGAUUUACAAUUUUGGUUUUCAGUUUGAUCAAUCGAAAUUUAAAAGUGUACCCCAAACAAACAUGGUCACAGAACGGCUAAAAAUCAGGCAUUCAUAAUCUGUUCCACAUGAAACCCAAAGUGGUGCUUGUAACAGUUGUUCAGCGAUUUGAGUAAGCCUAAACCCUUAGAUCAAUCUCAUGAUUUCUCAAAUGGCACAAAUUAUCGCUUUAGAGAUACAGCAAUAUUAACGUUAUAAAUGCGUUUAGAGUAUUAUCCGUUUUCUACCUUAAGUUAGGCCGAACGAUAAACAGAAAUCGUUAUACUGUAACUCUAUGCGGUUAGUCGAAACUUGUAAUUGAGUUGGAUGCGUUAUGUUACACACGGGCAUCUUAAAAACGUCAAAUACUUAUGUCAAUGAGCAACUUUAUUUAGUUUGCAGUAGUGAUACUGAAGUCUCGGGUGUACAUUUUUACUCUAAUACGGUGCAGCAGUUUUAGAACGUCAUCAAAAAUUAGUCUAAAACGAAGUUUGGCGCUGGCGUCACAAUUCAUCAUUAUGGCUAAGUAAUGUGUAGAGUAAGAGUAAGACAGAAUGCAAAGUAACAGCGAACAUCAUGUUGACAUUAUUUAUUUUUAUACAUCUAGAAUUUUAUAACUGACACGAUGGUAUGGCUCGAACAACAAACCAUACGCACAGAGUUGAAAUUGUACACACAGGCACAACAGUUCGAAUCAUUUGUUAGGACAAUUUUUUUGUUCUGUUCCUGUAGUUAUUCGUUCGCGUUGAUAACAUUAUACGCAUCCAAAGAUAGAUAAACGACUAACACCGUAAAUUCAAAGACCUGAUCUUACCUUACUACAUAUAGUAACUUUUUAACCAUAACACAGAACCGAUUGUUGAAUACUUUCAAGAAACCAAAUUAUUUGAUAAUGUUGUCUCGCCAUAAGGUCUAACUGUAAGACAUCGGAUUGCCAACUACUAAAAACAAAACCCUCUAUCGAUCACGCCUAUAUAUUCAAUUCCACUAAUGAUGAGAUUAGAAACAUUUACGCAUUGCCUACCAGGACAGAAGUAAAAGUAUUACAAAAAAAAAUAAAAGAUUACGAAAUUUAUUGACGCAAUCUCUUGAGAUGCACAUUUUCUUUGGCAAAUCACUAUUAUGAUACUAAUUAAAAUAAGUUGUAAGCAACAGUAAGACGCACAUUUUGCGUGACCAUCCAUCCUCCUUGCCUUUAAGUUAUGCAACAAAUAAAUUUUUGUUUUCUCUAAAAUUAUACCUAAUAAUCGUUGAACGCCUAAGUUCGAGAAGCAAACGCAAGAAAGCAGGACACAAAAAUACAGAACAUAAAAACGAACGAGCUAAAAACACCACAAACAACAAAUAGAUUAAUGGUGUAAAUAUGUUAUUGCUAAAGCUUUUUGGUUGAACCGCCAAUGCCCCCGCCCCCUUAACAUUGUCUGGCGCGCGACUAUAUUUGCUAUGCAUGAUUAAAAGAUUUGACAGAAAACAAAAAUAAAUUUCAGUAGUCGUUACUUGGCAAAACUAUCUAUAAAAAUAUAUUUUGUUGUGAACAAAACAGAAACAGUAUGGGUGAAUAAAACAAGAAUUUAAAUAAUGUACUAA